CCAGGGUUUUUAUCACAACUUAUAUGGUACUAUCAUCACCAUCACCAUCGCCAUCCACGAACAUGGACGCCAGGAACCGGACCCCGAUUCAGUUCUACAACUGCCGCGGAGUUGCCUGGAGCUCUGGAUCAUAUUAAGACUUUGACUGAAGAGUAUGGAAUUCAUGUGUCAAUGGGCCACAGCGCUGCCACCUCUGAGGUCGGGAAGAAAGGCAUGGAAGCUAUCACCAACCAAAGCGUUAUUGAAACAAUUAUAGGUUUAAUAUUGGAGCGCAAGCCGCCAUACUUCAGUCUCAUCGCAGACCAAAUCCAUCUCCACCCGAGGGUGGUUGUUAUGGCUUACCGUUCUUCUCCUAGCCAUUGUAUACUCAUCAUUGAUAGUAUCGAAUUGUCUGGUCUUCCGGAUAGUAUUUAUCCAGGCCACGCUCAGGUCCCGUUCAACCAAGUCAAGGUAGGAAACAAAGUGACCAUCGAGGGGACUGAGACCCUGAUUGGGACAUGCAUCGGCCUGGAUGAAUGUGGGAGGAACCUGAUGGAGUGGGCUGGUAUCGAGUUGCAGGAUGCCGUAAUGUGUGUUACUGAGAAUGUGGCCGACGCUAUGGGACUGGAAGAUCGUGGCAAAUUGGAGGUUGGAAAGAGAGGCGACUUCGUUAUUCUCGAGGAUGAUGGAACUGUCAAGGAGACUUGA
Messenger RNA from Lachnellula hyalina, 687 nucleotides. Its product is annotated as N-acetylglucosamine-6-phosphate deacetylase. Gene Ontology annotation, molecular function: N-acetylglucosamine-6-phosphate deacetylase activity. NCBI's taxonomy places the organism in Eukaryota, Fungi, Ascomycota, Leotiomycetes, Helotiales, Lachnaceae. The record is from RefSeq and is a predicted model, not a curated record. The annotation marks the transcript as partial. The transcript is spliced from 2 exons. Gene Ontology annotation, biological process: N-acetylglucosamine catabolic process.